Messenger RNA from Vigna angularis (adzuki bean), 3600 nucleotides. RefSeq names its product alpha-aminoadipic semialdehyde synthase. The transcript has 26 exons. Lineage: Eukaryota; Viridiplantae; Streptophyta; Magnoliopsida; Fabales; Fabaceae. Gene Ontology annotation, cellular component: cytoplasm. The coding region runs from base 141 to 3290 and encodes 1049 amino acids. Gene Ontology annotation, molecular function: saccharopine dehydrogenase activity. The record is from RefSeq and is a predicted model, not a curated record.
UUAAAUGUCACGAGAUUUGUUGUAACUUACAAUAUUGUUUUGCUGACAUUACCUCAACCAAAGAACGAACUUGACAACUUGUUUCAAUCAUAAUCCAUUGCAAAAACGUGUUCAACUGCUGAUAUUGGGGUAAAAGGAUCAUGCUUGGCAACGGGGUUGUUGGGAUAUUGGCAGAAUCUGUGAAUAAAUGGGAAAGAAGGGCACCUUUGACACCAUCACACUGUGCUCGAUUACUUCAUGGUGGAACAGGUGUUUCUAGAAUCAUUGUGCAGCCUUCCACUAAGAGAAUUCAUCAUGAUGCUCUCUAUGAAGAAGUUGGCGCUGAAAUAUCACAAGACCUGUCACAAUGUGGUCUCAUCCUUGGCAUUAAGCAACCAAAGCUGGAAAUGAUAUUGCCAGAUAGAGCUUAUGCUUUCUUCUCCCAUACCCAUAAAGCACAGAAAGAGAACAUGCCUUUGCUCGAUAAGAUUCUAGCCGAGAGGGCAUCGUUAUUUGACUAUGAGUUAAUUGUUGGGGACAACGGGAAAAGGUUACUUGCAUUUGGAAAAUUUGCUGGUAGAGUUGGAAUGAUUGACUUCUUGCGUGGAUUAGGACAGCGCUUUCUAAGUCUUGGAUACUCAACACCUUUCUUGUCACUGGGAUCAUCUUACAUGUACCCUUCCCUGGCUGCUGCUAAGGCUGCUGUGAUUUCUGUUGGUGAAGAAAUUGCUACACAGGGAUUGCCAUUGGGGAUUUGUCCCCUGGUUUUUGUAUUUACUGGUUCAGGAAAUGUUUGUUCUGGUGCAAAAGAGAUAUUUAGGCUCCUUCCUCAUACAUUCGUAGAUCCAUCAAGACUAAGUGACCUCCACAGAACGGACACAAAUCAACCAAGGCACGCUUCAAAAAGAGCUUUCCAAGUUUAUGGUUGUGUGGUGACUGCCCAAGACAUGGUUGAACCCAAAGAUCCCACGAAAGUGUUUGAUAAAGCAGACUACUAUGCACAUCCUGAGCAUUACAAUCCCACUUUCCAUGAAAAAGUAGCACCAUAUGCAUCUGUUAUUGUCAAUUGCAUGUAUUGGGAGAAAAGAUUUCCUCAAUUGUUGAGCUAUAAGCAGAUGCAAGACUUAAUGAGUCAGGGGUGCCCCCUUGUGGGAAUAGCAGACAUAACAUGUGAUAUAGGAGGCUCACUUCAGUUUGUUAACCACACUACCUCAAUUGAUUCACCCUUUUUCAGGUAUGAUCCGAUAACAAAUUCCUACCAUGAUGAUAUGGACGGCGAUGGCGUGAUAUGUUUAGCUGUUGACAUUCUUCCAACAGAAUUUGCAAAGGAGGCCUCUCAACAUUUUGGAAACAUACUUUCCCAAUUUGUCGUGAAUUUGGCUCUGGCUACAGACAUUACAAGGUUGCCUGCUCACUUAAAAAGAGCUUGCAUUGCCCAUAAAGGAGUUCUAACCUCCUUGUAUGAUUAUAUCCCACGCAUGCGGCAUUCUGAUUCAGAGGAAACAUCAGAAAACUCAGAAAAUUCCCUAUCUAACAAAAGAAAGUACAAUAUUUCGGUAUCUCUGAGUGGUCACUUAUUUGAUCAGUUUCUGAUAAACGAGGCCUUAGAUAUUAUUGAAGCUGCAGGAGGCUCCUUCCACUUAGUCAACUGCCAUGUGGGUCAGAGUGCUAAGGCUGUAUCGUUCUCUGAACUUGAAGUUGGUGCAGAUGAUAGGGCUGUUCUGGAUCAAAUCAUUGAUUCUUUAACUGCUAUUGCUAAACGAACUGAAAAUGAUAGAUUUUCAAAUCAAGAUUCCAGUAAAAUUUCCCUUACGCUUGGUAAAGUAGAAGAGAAUGGCACAGUGAAGGAGUUGGGUUCCAAAAGGAAGGCUGAGGUUUUAAUUCUUGGUGCUGGUCGGGUUUGUCAACCAGCUGCUGUAAUGCUAUCCUCAUUUGGAAGGCCAUCAUCGAGUGAAUGGUAUAAAACAUUGUUGGAAGAUGAUUUUGAAUGCCAAACUGAGGUAGAAGUCACUGUGGGAUCUCUGUACCUGAAGGAUGCAGAGCAGAUAGUUGAGGGCAUUCCAAAUGUAACCGGAAUCCAGCUUGAUGUGAUGGAUCAUGAGGGUUUGUGUAAAUACAUAUCACAGGUUGACGUUGUUAUAAGUCUGCUGCCUCCUAGUUGUCACAUUAUCGUAGCAAAUGCUUGCAUUGAGCUGAAAAAACAUCUUGUCACUGCUAGCUAUGUUGAUAGCUCCUUGUCAAUGCUAGAUGAUAAGGCUAAAGAGGCUGGUAUAACAAUUCUUGGAGAGAUGGGUUUGGACCCAGGGAUUGAUCAUAUGAUGGCAAUGAAAAUGAUCAACCAAGCUCAUGCACGGAAGGGUAAAGUAAAGUCUUUCACUUCUUAUUGCGGUGGACUUCCAUCACCUGAAGCUGCUAACAAUCCAUUAGCAUAUAAAUUCAGUUGGAAUCCUGCAGGGGCCAUCCGAGCUGGGCGCAAUCCUGCCACCUACAAAUGGGGUGGUGAAACUGUACAUAUUGAUGGGAACGAUCUUUAUGAUUCAGCAACAAGACUACGGCUCCCAGAACUUCCUGCUUUUUCUUUGGAAUAUCUCCCAAAUCGUAAUUCACUGCUUUAUGGGGAUUUAUAUGGAAUAGCUUCUGAAGCAUCAACCAUUUUCCGUGGAACCCUCCGCUAUCAAGGAUUCAGUGAGAUCAUGGGGACACUGUCUAGGAUUGGAUUAUUUAACGAUGAAGCUCAUUCGUUGCUAACGGAUGUACAGAGACCAACUUUCAGAGAAUUCUUAUUUGAACUUCUGAAAGUUGUUAGUGCAGAUCUAGAUGGACCAUUAAUAGGAGAGAAUGACAUCAUAGAACGAAUAUUGACACAAGGGCACUGCAAAGAUUCAAGAACUGCAAAGAAGACAGCAAAGACAAUCAUAUUCUUGGGACUUCUUGAGCAAACAGAAAUCCCUGCUUUCUGCAAAAGUGCUUUUGAUGUUGCUCGUUUCCGCAUGGAGGAGAGGUUAUCAUACACUAGCUCAGAAAAGGACAUGGUGCUUUUGCACCAUGAAGUGGAAAUAGAAUACCCAGAUAGCCAAAAGACAGAGAAACACAGAGCUACUUUACUUGAAUUUGGGAAGACUGUUAAUGGAAACGCCACAACUGCCAUGGCUCUUACUGUUGGUAUUCCAGCUGCUGUUGGAGCUCUGCUCUUAUUGACAAACAAAAUUCAGACAAGAGGAGUUUUGAGGCCAAUAGAACCUGAAGUAUACACUCCAGCACUGGAUAUUAUAGAAGCUUAUGGCAUAAAGUUGAUUGAAGAGACGGAGUAAUUUGCAUCUCUAAAGAGGUAUACAUCAGUGUCUACCGUGCAAUGUUGGAUGCGAAUAAGAUAUAUAUCAGUGUCAGAAAUGCAGCAGAUCGUAGCAUCUCAGCUAAAAGCACUUCUACAGAAGCUGAUACCAAUUUCAAUUGCAGCACUCAUUCUACCACUCCUCAAGUAUGAUUCCAGAAUAAAUAUUAGUUGGUGUCAACCGAACUAUAUUAUUAAUAUAUAAUUUAAUUAUGUUUUUAAUUUCCAGAACUAUAUUAUUAUAAAUAUCUUUUAAUCUUUUAAUUUUUUUUUCUUUAACAAAUUGUUGA